GUGUGUCAGUGUGUUGUGUGUGAGCUACCAAAUUUCCAAGUUUCUCUCGUCACAAUAACAGUUAGUUAGAUUGUUAGAGAAGUACAAAACCAUGCUUCAAUUCUCUUCUUCGUCAGACACAUUCUCCAUUUUUCUGUUCUCAAAUCAAUGGAAGCAACCAAGCACCGCCAGAAGUUGCAAUGGGAGUACGGCGUCGCCACCUUAGCUUCCAGAUUCUCCACCGUAACCAUCAAUCAUCCCCUCGACGUUGUCCAAACUAGGUUUCAAGUUAACGAUGGUCGACGACUCCUCUCUCAAAUUCCUAGAUACAACAACACCGCUCACGCCAUUUUCACCAUUGCUCGCUUAGAGGGAUUGAGAGGGCUAUAUGCAGGCUUUCUUGCUGGGGCUGUUGGGUCAACUAUUUCAUCGGGUUUAGGACUCUUAUACUAUGUCAAAGCUAAACAAAGACAUGCUAUUGCUAUGAGCAGUGAGGAGAAGUAUAUUCCAGAUCUUGCCUCAGCUAUGGAAGCAGGAGCUUUGGUUUGCUUGUGCAGAAAUCCUUUUUCGCUAGUGAAGACAAGACUGCAGCUUCAGACACCUCUUCAUCAGGCACGGCCAUAUGCUGGGCUAUAUGAUGCAUUUAGGACCAUAAAGAGGGAAGAAGGAUUUAGUGCACUUUUCAGAGGGAUUGUUCCUAGUUUAUUUAUGGUCUCUUAUAUUGCAAUUCACGUCACGGUAUACGAGGAGCUUCGUAAAACUAUUGUCAAUUUGAAGACCAAAGGAAGUAAAAUACAACAUCAAAACCCUGAUCAAAUCUUGAAUUCUGUUGAUUUUGCUGUUCUUGGAGCAACAUCAAGAGUUGCUGCAAUAUUCCCAACCUAUCCAUUUCAGGUUAUACGGACUCGUUUGCAGCAACGACCUGACAGUGAUGGGAUACCAAGAUAUAGAAACAGUUGGCAUAUUGUCAAAGAAAUUGCAAGAUUUGAAGGUGUCCGAGGAUUCUACAAGGGAAUCACUCCGAACCUUUUGAUAAACAUUCCUGUUGCUUCAAUGACAUUUAUUGUUUAUGAAAAUGUUCUAAAAUUACUUAAACUGGCUAAAAGGAAUGACUGAUUAUUUUCCUUUUACUUUAUGAUGAUGAUGAUGAUGAUGAUGAUGAUGAUGAUUUAUUCUUUCUUUCA
Molecule: messenger RNA, 1163 nt
Organism: Trifolium pratense (red clover)
Lineage: Eukaryota; Viridiplantae; Streptophyta; Magnoliopsida; Fabales; Fabaceae
Product: folate transporter 1, chloroplastic-like
Exons: 11
Coding region: 148-1095 (315 amino acids)
Biological process (GO): folate import into mitochondrion; nucleotide transport
Cellular component (GO): chloroplast envelope
Molecular function (GO): FAD transmembrane transporter activity; folic acid transmembrane transporter activity
Source: RefSeq, a predicted model, not a curated record